AUGGCAGAAACUGUCAAAAAGCUAUAUGACAAACACUUUAAGUUCCGGGUCCCAAUGGAAAUGUCCCGCGAAGAUGAGAAGGACUACAACUCAUGCGUAAAAUGUCAUCUUUGCUUGAAACGGAUCUAUCCGGACAGUAACCAGAUAUACCAAAAAGUCCGGGACCAUUGUCACUUUACAGGAAAGUACCGUGAAGCAGCACACAGCAUAUGCAAUCUGAAAGCAAGGAAACCGGAUUUUGUCCCGACACUAUUUCACAAUCUCGAAGGUUACGACGAACACCUUUUCUUACCUAGUUUAGCGAAAAACGGGGAGAACGUGACAAGCAUUCCCCUGAAUGAGGAAAAGCAUAAAAGCCUGUCCAAAGAAAUCCUACGGUACCACAUUCCCGGAAAAGAAGACGGGAAAACAAGGCCUUUUAAUCAAAGGUUCAUCGACAGUGCCAAUUUCCUGCAAUCUUCCUUACAAAAACUGGCAAAAAACCUGCCAAAAAACGAAUUUAAUUAUUUGGAAUAA
Paramuricea clavata is the source of this 516-nucleotide messenger RNA. The record is from the annotation of a GenBank genome assembly. Lineage: Eukaryota; Metazoa; Cnidaria; Anthozoa; Malacalcyonacea; Plexauridae.